Aegilops tauschii subsp. strangulata is the source of this 1290-nucleotide messenger RNA. Its product is annotated as peroxygenase. Lineage: Eukaryota; Viridiplantae; Streptophyta; Magnoliopsida; Poales; Poaceae. Gene Ontology annotation, molecular function: calcium ion binding; monooxygenase activity. The record is from RefSeq and is a predicted model, not a curated record.
GUUGAAAUGCAGAUGCAGCAGUACACGAGUAACCACCACACGCCACGCCUCGCCUCGCCUAAGAAGUCCACAGUACCAUACCUCGACCAUGCGCACGGUUUCUACAAACGCCCCGUCUCCGCGCCAGCGUCGUGGUUACGAACGUUCUGCACGAGCGUUUAUAAAGAGAGCGCGGACCUUCUUGCAAUGGCGACCGUAGCACUGCUCGUACCAGUGCCACCACCAACUAUCGCGAGGCCCCCGGCUCUGCGCUCCCGUCACCUCGGCUUUCUCCCAAGAUCCUGCGAGCUCGGCUCGUCGCGAGUAACCGCCGCCAUGUCGUCGUCCGAUCCGUCGCUGGCGACCGAGGCGCCCCAGGCGGCCGUCACCAGCGAGCGCAAGCUCAGCCCCGACCUGCAGGAGCAGCUCGCCAAGCCAUAUCUGGCCAGAGCAAUGGCGGCGGUUGACCCGAGCCACCCGGAGGGCAGCAAGGGUCGGGACACCAAGGGGAUGAGCGUGCUCCAGCAGCACGCCGCCUUCUUCGACCGCAACGGCGACGGGGUCAUCUACCCAUGGGAGACCUUCCAAAGCCUCCGAGCAAUCGGGCUUGGGUCGCCUUCGGCCUUCGGAACAUCCAUACUCCUCCACCUCGUCCUCACUUAUCCUACUCAACCGGGAUGGAUGCCUUCCCCUCUGCUCUCGAUCCAUAUAAAGAACAUCCACAGGGGCAAGCACGGGAGCGACUCUGAGACGUAUGACACUGAAGGGAGGUUUGAACCAGCGAAAUUCGAUGCUAUAUUCAGCAAGUUUGGCAAAACUCGGCCGAAUGCUUUGUCAGAAGAUGAGAUCAACGCCAUGCUUAAACACAACCGCAAUAUGUAUGAUUUCCUGGGCUGGGCCGCAGCCAACCUCGAAUGGAAGCUGCUGCACAAAGUGGCAAAGGAUAAAGAAGGCUUUUUACAGCGAGAAAUCGUGAGGGGCGCCUUCGAUGGCAGCCUGUUCGAGCGCCUGCAGGAGAGCAAGAAAUCUACCUGAAUGCGGCAGUGAGCCGUGCGCAGUCCAGACCGAGCGUCGUCAAUGAAACAUCUGCACUUGAAAUUUGAAAAGCCUCCCUGCAUUGUAGUUUGAGUUCUGCACGUCAAAUAAGAAGUGUUUGGCCCGUCUACGGCGGCCUAAACAUUUUCAUUUGUAUUGUUAUUUUGAACUGGAAUUUGUACUGUUAUUGGUAGCGCACACAAGGUGUACAGUGGAACUUUGUAAUGUGCACUCGUGAACCAUCAGUACCUCGCGUAAUAUAGGCGUGUCCGAAAA